Tilletiopsis washingtonensis is the source of this 2984-nucleotide messenger RNA. RefSeq lists its product as hypothetical. The coding region runs from base 70 to 2865 and encodes 931 amino acids. The record is from RefSeq and is a predicted model, not a curated record. NCBI's taxonomy places the organism in Eukaryota, Fungi, Basidiomycota, Exobasidiomycetes, Entylomatales. Gene Ontology annotation, molecular function: oxidoreductase activity, acting on a sulfur group of donors, disulfide as acceptor. The transcript has 5 exons.
CACCACGAACCCUGCUCGCCGCCGCGUCCAUCCAGCACCACCCCGCACGCCGCGGGCCCUCACUGCGCCAUGCGUCUCGUUGCGCAUGCCGCCGCGCUGCUGGCCGCGAGCGCCGGCCUGCUCGCGCACGCCGCACAGCAGCCGUUCCUUGCGCCGCACGCCGGUGAUGCCGAGCCCGCCACGCGCGUGCCGCUGCGCAUCGGCCUCAUGAGCAAGUGCCCCGACUUCUUCGCCUUUGCCUCGACGUUCUCGCGCGCAGUCGACGAGGCCGGCGUGUGGCGCCUUGUCGACGUCGACUACGCCUACAUCGCCGAGCGCGCGCGCGACGGCCCCGUGUGCAAGCACGGCGCCAGCGAGUGCGCCGGCAACGUGCAGGAGCUGUGCGUGGCGCACGUCUCGCGCGCGCUGCUCGGCGAGGAGCGCGGCCAGCGCGCCGCCUGGGACUUCAUCGACUGCCUCAACUACGAGGCCGGCCCGCGCAUCGGGCCCGAGGCCGACGCCGAGCGCUGCCUGCGCGCCACCAAGGGCGUGCACUGGGAGGACGACGGCGUCAAGGCAUGUGUGCGCGGCAGCAUGGGCCGCGAGCUGCUCCAGAAGAGCGCCGAGCGCGCCGUGGAGAGCGGCAUCAAGCUCUCUGCUACGCUGCAGAUCGAGGGCCACACCGUCUGCGUGCGCGACUCGGGCGUGUGGAAGGACUGCAGCAUCGGCAGCACGGCCAAGGACUGGGUGCGCGCCAUCGAGGCCGCAUGGCAGAAGCGCAACCCCGGCUCGCCGCUGCCGCGCCGCCUCGACGCGCCGUCCGAGCCGCUGCGGCAGCCGUCGCACGUGCUGCGCAAGCGCCAGUCGGUGCCGAGCGCCACCAACACUCUCGCCGGCGGCGGCACUGCUCAGCGCGCCACGCCGCUCUCCGUAUUUACCUUUGUCAUUGGUGAGCAUCCGUUGCCGAGGCCUGUGUGGCGCUUCCUGUCCCCGCACCUCGGCCAUGCCGCUCAUGUCCCGUGGUCCCGGCCAGCGGCUGUCGAUCGGGAACGCUGGUGGCAUGGGCGUGGUCCUGGCGGCGCCCUGCGGCGCCGCCAGUUCCCGGGCAGUUCCGGGACCGGCUUCACUGGACCGACCCUGCCCAUGCCUUUCCUCGUCUUUGGCAUCGCAGCUAUUGCGCUCUUCGUUCUCGUCGUCGCCUUCGUGCUGCUGCGCAUCUUCGUGCGCAACCGCAGACUGCGCCGCAUGGGGCUGCUGCCCGAGGGCGGCCCGAUGGACCGCUACUUUGGCGGCGGCCAUGCUGCGCAGGAGGACACGCUCGUGCCGCCGAAGCUGUGGGAGGCCAAGAUCGUCGACGUGCGCGCCGUGGGCACGAAGCAGGCUGAGCGCAGUGCCAUCGGCGGCGGCAUUGGCGCCGGAGAUGUCAAGACGCACGGCUGGGACGCGCUGAUGCCCGUCUCGGCCGCGCUCCCUCCGGCGCUCUACCCCAUCAUCGUCGACAAGCCGGGCGACAAGGACAAGGCUGCCGCCACGACUUUUGCUCCGCCCUCGUACCCUCCGCCUGCGAACGGCGCAGACGCAGCGCCACGCCGACCAGGCUUGACGCACCGCCUUCCUGGCCUGUUCCGGCGCCACACGGGCGAGGACACCGAGGCUGCUGCGCAACAGAACGCCGCCGCGUCUGGUAGCGCCGCUGCUCCCGCGACUGCCGAGGAGACCGCGCGCUCGUCCACCGAGCGUCUACCUGUCAGCGUCAACGUGACGGUGCUCAUCGCGAUGCCGUCGCCGCGCACCGUCUUCCCUUCGCGCCGCUCAGCCACGCGCACAACGGCCACAACUUCUGCGCUGCGCUCCGCCGGCUCGCAGACGAACUUCGCAGCGGGUCAUCCGCUCGCAGAGAUGGACGAGACGGGCGAGCUUGACGGCGGAAAGGGCAAGAGACGCGCUCCCGGGCGGCCAGCGUCCAUCCGCUCGUUCGCCAGUCACAAGAGCGUCGCAGAGGCCCGGCGCGAGGCUUACUUCGGCGAGGUCGAGCCGAGCACAGUCCAGGCCGUCGAAGCCGGCGUGGAGGAUGUGCGCGGCGACCAGGCGGAGGAGGAAGAGGAGGAGCUGCCCGAGCUCGUCUUUGGCACGGCAUCUGUGCCGCUCUACACGCGCGACGCCUCGCUCGCGCGCUCCAACAGCCUCGCUCGGCGAGGCGUCCACAGCGGCGCCUACCUGCCCACGCCUGCCUCGGAGCUGGUGCACCCGCACCGCCGCGAGCUGGCGGAGCUGCUGCGCUCGGCUACCGAGGCACACAAGCGCAAGGACCGGCCCGAGCCGCCGAAGCGCGAGUCGACGCUCACGACGAAGGGCACGGAGGGCGCUGCGCUGGCGGGUGCCUCGAACCCGGUGCGCGUUUCUACUGCCGACACGUCUAUGGACGCCAGCCGAGUCGGCGACGACACGGGCGAUGUCUCGCGCGCUGCGCCGCUCGACGACGUUGUCACGCGCAUGAUGCGCAGUGAUGCCGGCGAGCCCGCUACGCGGCCAAGCAUGGCCCAAUCUACGCGCUCCGGCCUCGACUCGAGCCUCGACAUGUCGCGCGGCGGCCCGGACACGUCGCUGUCUGGCAUCGGGCUGCUCAACGAGGAACAGCAGCGGCAGAUGUACCUCGCCGACGCCGACGCCGAUGCCGCGCGCCUGCGCCAGCCGCACCCGCUCGCCGAGAGCACCACGGCCGCGUCGCUCGCGGCGCCCGGCAGCCAGUCGCUGUCGCGCAGCUCGACGAACACGUGGCACACGGGUGCCUCGGCCGUGCGCCCGGAUGAGGAGGACGCUGCGGCGCGCGACGAGGCCGAGGCUGCCGAUGCGGCACGACGACUGCACGCUGCGCUGCCCGCAUGACGGUGACCUUGCUGCGCCCUGCCUCCCUGCUCCGCUUCUUAUGAUACACCCUCGUUACCACUGCCUGUGCUCUCUGCGACUCCCUCGUGAUGUGCCUCCUCAAUAUCACGUCUGCAUCG